UGUGCGUUAGUCAAUCAGCCAACAUGAUGGGCAUGAGCAAGGUGACCUUCUACGAGGAGAGGAACUUUGGGGGCCGUUCCUGGGACUGCAAUGGAGACAAUGCUGACUUCUCCUCCUACCUCAGCCGCUGCGGCUCCUUCAGGGUGCACAGUGGCUGCUGGAUGAUGUACGACCAGCCCAACUACAUGGGCAACCAGUACUUCAUGAGGAGGGGCGAGUACCCCGACUACAUGAGCAUGUGGGGCUGGAGCAACUCCAUCAGGUCUUGCCGCUUCAUCCCCAUGUACAGAGGAAACCACAGAGAGAACUACAGGAUGAGGAUCUACGAGAGGGAGAACUUCGGUGGCCAGAUGCACGAGUGUAUGGAUGACUGUAACUCCAUCAUGGACCGCUACCGCAUGAACAACUGCAUGUCCUGCCACGUGAUGGACGGCCACUGGCUCAUGUACGAGCAGCCCCACUUCAGAGGCAGGAUGUGGUACUUCCCUCCCGGAGAGUACAGAAGCUGGAGGAACAUGGGAUACCCCAACAUGAAGUUCAUGAGCAUGAGGCGCAUCAUGGAUUCUUGGUACUAA
Messenger RNA from Engraulis encrasicolus (European anchovy), 575 nucleotides. Its product is annotated as gamma-crystallin M2-like. Bases 24 to 575 code for a protein of 183 amino acids. Gene Ontology annotation, biological process: visual perception; lens development in camera-type eye. The record is from RefSeq and is a predicted model, not a curated record. Gene Ontology annotation, molecular function: structural constituent of eye lens. The transcript is spliced from 3 exons. NCBI's taxonomy places the organism in Eukaryota, Metazoa, Chordata, Actinopteri, Clupeiformes, Engraulidae.